AUGUGUUUUUCUCAUUUAUCUUUUCUUUUAAUAUUUUCUCUUCUUGCUCCAUUGUAUGUCAAAGGUGUUGAUUGGAACAAUGUUCCAUUUGAAAAAAACUAUGCUAUUCUAUGGGGGAAAGAUAAUAUACGAAUUAUCAACCAAAGUCGGGAAGUUCAGCUUACCUUGGAUCCACAGUCAGGUUCUGGUUUCGGGUCCUUGCACAAAUAUGGUUCAGGAUCAUUUAGAAUGAGAAUUAAGUUGCCACAGAAGGAUUCCACAGCAGUGGUUUCAACUUUUUAUUUGAUUUCAGAUGAUGGACCUACUCGAGAUGAAAUUGACUUUGAAUUUUUAGGUGGAAAUAAAAAACGACCUUAUUUACUGCACACAAACAUUUAUACUAAUGGAAAAGGUAGUAGAGAACAAAGAAUACGUCUUUGGUUUGAUCCCACGGCAGAUUUUCAUGAUUAUACACUUAUUUGGAAUGAAAAACAACUAGCAUUUUUUGUGGAUAACACACCUAUAAGAGUGUUCAAGAAUACCAGAAAUAAAGGAGGAAUGUACCCAACAAAAGCCAUGAAGAUUUUGGCAACAAUAUGGAAUAGCACAUGGGCAGGUAAUGGAGCACCUGUGAAUUGGAAGGAUGGGCCAUUUGAAGCCCACUAUAGAGAAUUUGGCAUCAAUGCUUGCCAAGUCCAAACCACCAACAUCGAGGAAUGUAAUUCCUCUAGGUAUUGGUGGAAUGGGGCAAAGUUUUGGGAAUUAAAUACUCUUCAAAAACAAGUUUACAAAAAUGUGAGGAGAAAAUAUUUAAUCUAUGAUUUUUGUACUAAGAUGCCACGAAGUCCUGAAUGUUAA
This is a messenger RNA of Trifolium pratense (red clover), 837 nucleotides long. RefSeq names its product xyloglucan endotransglucosylase/hydrolase protein 2-like. Lineage: Eukaryota; Viridiplantae; Streptophyta; Magnoliopsida; Fabales; Fabaceae. Gene Ontology annotation, biological process: cell wall biogenesis; xyloglucan metabolic process. The transcript is spliced from 4 exons. Gene Ontology annotation, cellular component: apoplast; cell wall. Bases 1 to 837 code for a protein of 278 amino acids. Gene Ontology annotation, molecular function: hydrolase activity, hydrolyzing O-glycosyl compounds; xyloglucan:xyloglucosyl transferase activity. The record is from RefSeq and is a predicted model, not a curated record.